CUCUCUUCACCUCUGCUUGAGACUCCUGCUCUCGGAUCCCUCUGCCUGGGGGUUCGGGAGGCGUCUCUCAGUUCCCCAGCGAGCGCAGGCUGGUGAACGGAGAAUUACCUCGUUUCUCAAAAGGGAAAGAGUGAGGAGGCCACAGAUCACCUAAAAUGCCAGCUGGAGACCCACGAGGCCGAAGGUUCGGGGAGGCGCGGCGCUCGCUCCGGACGGGCCGCUUUGCAGUUUUCUGUCGGGAUGCGCCUUGAGCACUGAGGAAGCCCGAACCGAGGCUCUGGGCACGCGGAGAAGGGGGAAGCCCGGCGGGGCUCCACUGGAGCGCUGGCCAGGCUUGUCUUUUCCAGGCAAUCUGGAGUCCCCUCAGGCUAGCCCGGCGGGCACACACCUGCCAGCCUUCCUUGACCUCGAAGGCCGGGCAGCUCCUGAGUCUGAAGCUCCCAAGCCUGAGAACAUGGCCCGGUCCAAGAUCGACUGCCGCUCACCUAUCGGCCUUGACUGCUGCAACUGCUGCCUGGACCUGGCCCACCGGAGCGGGCUCCAGCAAGGCAACAGUGGGGAGAACCAGGGCAGCCCUACCGUGAGCAACUUUAGGCAGCUGCAGGAGAAGUUGAUAUUUGAGAACCUCAAUACUGACAAGCUCAAUAGCAUAAUGCGGCAAGAUUCGCUAGAGCCUGUACUUCGAGACCCCUGCUACCUGAUCAACGAGGGCAUCUGCAAUCGUAACAUCGACCAAACCAUGCUGUCCAUCCUGCUCUUCUUCCACAGUGCCUCAGGAGCCAGCGUGGUGGCCAUUGACAACAAGAUUGAACAGGCCAUGGAUCUGGUGAAGAAUCAUCUGAUGUAUGCUGUGAGAGAGGAGGUAGAGAUCCUGAAGGAGCAAAUUAGGGAGCUGGUGGAGAAGAAUUCCCAGCUGGAACGUGAGAACACCCUCCUGAAGACCCUGGCGAGCCCGGAGCAGCUGGAGAAGUUCCAGUCCAGGCUGAGCCCUGAAGAGCCAGCUCCUGAAUCCCCACAAGCACCGGAGGCCCCUGGUGGUUCUGCGGUGUAAGUGGCUCUGUCCUUAAGGGUGGGCAGAGCCACUAAACUUGUACUACCUAGAUCUUUCCAGUUUGUUUUUGGCUCCCCAAGCGUCAUCUCACGUGGAGAACUUUACACCUAGCAUACAUAGCUGGUGCCAAGAGAUGUCCCAAGGACAUGGCCACCUGGGUCCACUCCAGUGACAGACCCCUGACAAAGAGCAGCCAGGUCUCUGGAGGUGGGGCCUCGUAACCCUAAGCCAGUAUGAGCCUCCAAUCCCACCAUGUCCUAGAGACUCCCAGGACCUGGGCAACUUAAUCUGCAUCUGGCAAUGGCCAAAGGUAGUUUGAGAAGUGACACCAGUUUGCUCCAGAAAGUAGAAGGGGUCUGUUUUCAUUUCCAUGGACAUCUUCAGCAGCAUCAUCUGACAAAGACUGUUCUUAUGAAGAAGCCAUUUGUGUUUUAAGCAGAGGCAGCCUCUCUCUUCUCCCCUGCCUCACCAAAACAGGGGGUACAGAUGAGAGAGAUUGAGCCAAGUCAGCCUUCUGUUGGUUAAUAUGGUAUAAUGCAUGACUUUGUGUACAACCCAGUGUGGGAUUACAGCUUUGGGAUGACCGCUUACAAAGUUCUGUUUGGUUAGUUUUGGCAUAGUUUUACUAUAUAGCCAUAAAUGCAUAUAUAUACCCAUAGGGCUAGAUCUUUAUCUUAGUGUAGCGAUGUAUACAUAUACACAUACACCUAUGUGUUGAAGGGGCUAACCAGCUUGAGAAAUACUGACUGGUCCCUUACGUCUUAAAGCUAAUUCUUUGACUGUGUUCAUUUACCAGCUUGAUCCAGUUUGUCCUGUAGGUUAAGUAAGACUCAAGAGUAAAGACAGGGAGAGGGGGGCCAGCCUCAGAACAUGGCCACAGAUCCCUUGCUGCUGUAGCCCUUUCCCUGCUGUAAACAGGUGAAGUCCUCUUUUGAAUGCUAAACCCACCAUUCACUGGUGCUGACUACAUAGAAUGGGGUUGAGAGAAGAUCAGAUUGGACUUCACAUUGCUGUUUGAGAACUUUAAAAAAAAAUUUUUGUGGAAAACUUUCAGGUUAAUAGAAGGAUAGUGUCCUACUGUGGAUGAGGGAUGGAUGAGGAAAUGGCUUUGAUCCCAUGGGGUCUAGGGGAUGUGCCCUGGGAGCUUGUCUCUGUGGGGUUCUGUGACACUGAAUACUUUCCACUUUCUGACACCUUACCCUGAUGUAUGUCUCCAGGAUUUGAAUUUUGAUUUUUCAAAUGUAGCUUGAAAUUUCAAUAAACUUUGCUCUUUUUUUCUAAAAAUA
Messenger RNA from Heterocephalus glaber (naked mole-rat), 2337 nucleotides. It is a transcript of the gene Tsc22d3, whose product is annotated as TSC22 domain family member 3. Gene Ontology annotation, biological process: regulation of transcription by RNA polymerase II; negative regulation of activation-induced cell death of T cells. NCBI's taxonomy places the organism in Eukaryota, Metazoa, Chordata, Mammalia, Rodentia, Bathyergidae. The record is from RefSeq and is a predicted model, not a curated record.